AUGCCAAUCCCACCAAUCCGCCAAUCGUCAAUCCGCGCCAAGCCCUCAAGCCAGCCAUGGCCAGCCACGGACGCGAAUACCGGCCCAGUCCUGAUCGCCCAGAUCGUGGGCGCUUGGGACGCUUGGGCUGGCUUGGCCUCGUCUGCCAAGUCCGAGUGUGUCGCCACUGCGGCCAAGGCGGCGGCGCAGCGUGCGCAGCGUGCAGCGAGGGUGGCGACUCAGCUGUUGUGA
Trichosporon asahii var. asahii CBS 2479 is the source of this 231-nucleotide messenger RNA. RefSeq lists its product as uncharacterized. The coding region runs from base 1 to 231 and encodes 76 amino acids. The record is from RefSeq and is a predicted model, not a curated record. Lineage: Eukaryota; Fungi; Basidiomycota; Tremellomycetes; Trichosporonales; Trichosporonaceae. The transcript has a single exon.